Molecule: messenger RNA, 1002 nt
Organism: Grosmannia clavigera kw1407
Lineage: Eukaryota; Fungi; Ascomycota; Sordariomycetes; Ophiostomatales; Ophiostomataceae
Exons: 3
Coding region: 1-1002 (333 amino acids)
Source: RefSeq, a predicted model, not a curated record
AUGGCGCAAUUAUCUGGGUUGUCGAUGUUGGUCCGAGCCACGGCCAUCGUCAUCGGCGCCACGGCCGUCGCGGCAGCGGAUGUUGACGGGUCCCCGGAUACCCUAGCCAAGCGCUACUACGGCCCCUUUGGCAGUGGCAGCUAUCCAUCUAGUAGCGGAGGAGACAGUAGCGGUAACGGCGACAGUGACAGCUUCUUCGGGAGCAGCAACGGCUUCCCAGGCAUUUCUGGCUCCACACUCGAAAAGGCCAUACAUUACCGCACAGUCCACGGCAUCCUGGCAUCUCUGGCUAUCGUUGUGCUCAUGCCCGUAGGCGCCAUUCUGAUGCGCAUUAUCCCGGGUCGCUUCGCCAUCUGGAUCCACGCUAUCGCUCAGGUGCUCGCCUACCUGCUCUUUGUUGCUGGUGCCGCCCUCGGCCUCUAUCUCGUCAAUACUGUCCGGUUUCCCUUUUCGGGAGGCAGUCUGCUCAGCCUGUCGUCUACGAACGCGCACCCGAUCAUGGGUAUCGUCACGCUCGUCUUACUCUUCUUUCAACCCAUUUUGGGCUUUGUCCACCAUGCGCGCUUUAAGAAACUUGGCCGCCGCACUGUCUGGUCGUAUCUGCACCUCUGGAACGGCCGCAUCGGCAUCUCUCUUGGCAUCGUCACCGGCGGGCUCGGCCUGCGCCUGGCCCAUGCCUCGCGCUCCGCCAAGACCGCCUACAUCAUCGUUGCCGCCAUCGUAUGGUUUUUCUGGUUCGUCGUCGCCGUCCUCAGCGAGUUCCGUCGCGGCCGCCGGAGCCGACGUGGUGGUCCCACUGCUGGCGUCACUGUCUCGCCGCGACCGUCGUCCCGUCGCCGCGAUAGACGUGUCAGUCGGGAUGGAUACUAUGGCCACAGUUCCGACGGCAGUCCCGUGAUGUCUGCGGUGGAGCCGUCCCACAGCAGCCGCAUCCACCGUCACCACUCUCCCAAGGCCAGCGAGUCACGGAGCCGAGGGUCCAGUGCUCGUCGGUACGUCUGA